AUGAGUUUCAAGAAAGUGCCCAACGUUCCUGGAUCACCUGCUCUGUCUGCGCUUCUUAAGGUGGGCGUUAUUGGUGGACUCGGUGUCUAUGCCAUUAGCAAUAGUCUCUACAAUGUGGAAGGUGGACACCGUGCUGUCAUGUUCAACCGAUUAACUGGUGUCAAGGAAAAGGUCUACCCGGAAGGCACGCAUUUCAUGUUGCCGUGGUUUGAGAGGCCAAUCAUCUAUGACGUCCGUGCACGACCCUAUCUUGUGGAGAGCACCACCGGUAGUCAUGAUCUUCAGAUGGUGAAAAUUGGACUCAGGGUUCUGACACGUCCCAUGGGCGACCGUUUGCCUCAUAUUUACCGAACCUUAGGCGAGAAUUACAGUGAAAGGGUUCUUCCUUCCAUCAUCCAUGAAACUCUAAAAGCUAUAGUGGCUCAGUACAAUGCAAGCCAGCUCAUCACUCAGAGAGAAGCUGUGAGCAGAGAGAUACGCAAAAUUUUGACAGAGAGAGCUUCCAACUUCGACAUUGCUCUCGAUGAUGUCUCCAUCACGACUCUCACUUUUGGGAAAGAGUUCACGGCUGCAAUCGAAGCUAAACAAGUGGCUGCACAGGAAGCUGAACGUGCUAAGUUCAUUGUGGAGAAAGCAGAGCAAGACAAGAGAAGUGCUGUUAUCCGUGCACAGGGAGAAGCUAAAAGUGCUCAACUAAUCGGACAAGCUAUAGCAAACAAUCAGGCAUUCAUAACUCUGAGAAAGAUUGAAGCUGCGAGAGAGAUUGCUCAGACCAUUGCACAGUCCGCUAACAAGGUGUACCUGAGCUCCAACGAUCUGUUGCUCAACCUUCAAGAGAUGAACUUGGAGCCUAACCCUAAGAAGUAAAACAAGAAGUUUCUUUCAUCCUGAAAACAUGGUUGGUGUUUUGACUAAACUGGCUAUUUAGCCCAUAUUAUCGUGCUACGUCCUGGAAUACUACAAGUGGACACAUUGAUACUCGGAUUGUCUUUGGUCAGUAGUUGUUGUUCGUCAUGUUCAGUGGAAUUAUUUGUUGAUAUUUUCCCGGAAAUUUGAUGAAGUUGGAAUA
Molecule: messenger RNA, 1069 nt
Organism: Eruca vesicaria subsp. sativa (arugula)
Lineage: Eukaryota; Viridiplantae; Streptophyta; Magnoliopsida; Brassicales; Brassicaceae
Source: the annotation of a GenBank genome assembly